Plutella xylostella (diamondback moth) is the source of this 4756-nucleotide messenger RNA. Lineage: Eukaryota; Metazoa; Arthropoda; Insecta; Lepidoptera; Plutellidae. The record is from RefSeq and is a predicted model, not a curated record.
UUCAUCAAGUAAUGAGUUAUUAUAUUUCUUGGUUCAACCCAUGGAAUAUUAUCUAACUAAUAGGUACUUUCCAUCAUAAUUAUUAUUCUGAGAGUCAGUCAGUCCACAGAUACGUAAUCAUCAGCUGUUAUUGUUAGUCUGUUACUAGUGUCAGCUGUUGAAAAUCAAAAUAAAUAAAUUUCAUUGAUCGAUCGCCGCAGGUCGCAUCUGCGCCGAAAAUCGUAAACAAAGUAUUGAUUUAAUUGCCGUGUACUAAUAAUAAGAAUGAAGAGAAACUUCGAGAACAUGGAGGGCGCAGCUUUUGAUUUCAAAAAAAUGGAUAAGAUCGUCCAUAUUGAUCUAAAGGGAGCUCCUCUUCGUAUGGAAUACUUGCUAAAGGUGAUCCAUGUCUCGAAGAACUACGGAGCCACGGGCGUGUUGCUGGAGUGGGAGGACACGUUCCCCUACACCGGGGAGCUGGCGGCGAUCGGCAGCAAUGGACCCAGCAACACGGAGGGAAUGUACACCAUGGAAGAAGUGAAGCAUAUUAUUCAGACCUUUUCGUCCAAGGAUUUUAAAGUGAUCCAACUAGUCCAGACCAUGGGCCACAUGGAGUUCGUGCUCAAACACCCCCAGUUCAAGGAACUCCGCGAGGCCCCGCACUCCCCGUCCGCCAUCUGCCCGCUGAAGGAGAAGGCUCAGCAGCUCGUGAAGAUGAUGAUCGACCAGAUACUGGACGCGCAGCCCGAUGCAGAGUUCUUGCAUAUUGGGGCUGAUGAGGUAUGGUUCAUGGCGAAAUGCGACGCGUGCCGCGCGCACUCUCGCGACGCCAUGUUCGGCAAGUACAGCCUGUUCCUGCGGCACGUGCGCGCUAUGGCGCGGCACGCGCGGCGCCGCCGGCCCGGCCUGUCCGUGCUGCUGUGGGACGACAUGCUGCGCCCCAUGACCGAGCAGGCGCUCCACACUUUCGAGCUCCCCUCCCUAGUCACUCCCGUGGUCUGGUACUACGGGCCGGGGGGCCUAGAGCGGGGGCUGGGGGGCGGCGUGCCCGCGCACGCGUGGCAGCUGUACGCGCGCGCCUUCCCCGCGCUGUGGGCCGCCUCCGCGUACAAGGGCGCCAACGGGAGCUCCAAGAUGAUGUCCACCACAUGCCGCUACGUGUCAAACCAGAAGUACUGGGUGCAGCAGAUCCAGCGCCGCGAGCAGCAGUUCCACUUCCACGGAGUCAUCCUCACGGGAUGGUCCAGAUACGACCACUUCGCCACCCUCUGUGAGAUCCUGCCCGUGUCGAUGGGCUCGCUGGCCGCGUGUCUGCACGUGUACCAGCAGACGCCGGGGCCCGCGCCCACGGGCGACGAGAUCAACGUGUUCCACGCCGAACUGCUGAGCCGUCUGCACGAGGGGGGCACUGUCGAGGAGAUAGUGGGGGAACGACCAGUUGUAGAGGACAUAUCGGCGGAACUGCCCCGGCUGGACUCGUGGCCGUUCGAGGACGCGGCGCGCGCCGUGGCCAAGUUCAGCUGCCUGCGGGACCAGGCCUGCUCUGUCGUACGCGCCGAUGGAUACGGUGUGCACUCGUGGCUGAACCCGUGGCACGUGGAGCGCGGCUACACCAACCCGGCCCAGCUGCAGAGCAUGGCCGAAGACACCGGACUCAUACUGUCCCGUAUGCUAUCAUGCAAGGAGUCCAUCGAGUCCCAGCUCGCCCCCAUUCUCGGCAAGCGAAGCUUCGAGGAGUGGAUGGCGACCUUCGUCCAGCCCAUAGUGGAUCAAAUGACCACGCUACACGAACAGGCAGACGCGGCGGUGAAGCGCGAGCCCGGAGUUGUCCCGGCUAUUAUGCAGUAGAUGGCGCUAGUAGACGUGUAUUUUUUUUAACAAACUAGUACCGAUUAUUAUUUUGUUGCUAUUGGUCCACGUAAUUGAUUGCUGCUGUGUUGGUAUUGGUUCUAAGGUUCUAACAAUGACCCUCACUCUGUUAAUAUCGGAAAUGUGCGAGACAUAUAGGUACGCGGUAGGUACUCGUUUGUUAAAAAAAUAGAAUACAGACGUUUGUAGUGUUUGAUAAACAAUACGAACAUACAAAAACAAAACUAGAUACUAUCGCCAUUUUGUUCACUGUUAAACCGAGAUAAACGUUUUAAUUAAGUUUAACCUAGACCACCAUUGUUCCAAUGAAUAAAGACACAAAUCUUCUAACCACACAAAUUUAAAGUAAGAUCUCACUCAGAAAGUGAGGUAUUAUUUUUCGAGACACUCCGUCUAUUUCGUAUUGUUUAUCAAAAUCCUACAGUAGGAGUUGCACAGACUUUAUAACCAAGACCUGUCUAGGUUAUAAAUAUGGUCUGUGGGAAGUUAGUAAGUAUACAAAAUAAGUUACGUAAGUAUGUCCCCCUACUAAUUUUUCAUCAUCGAAUUUAUCGAUCAUUAUGUUAUUGCAUUUAACUUGAUUUUUAUCGACGCGGGUGUGAGAAAGUGACAGGGAGUUGAGUAGCUUUAAUGUUGAAAGAAGAGAUAAAAUGUAUUUAUUUAUUUAUUGGAUCUGUUUAUUUACAGGGAUAUUAUUUUAUUGUGUAAAUGUUACUCGAGGUGUAACUAGUAAGACUUUUAUUUUGUUUCAGUAAAUUUACAGUUUCGAAUUUUAUUCCAACAAAUAAUUAUAGUGUUGCCAAACUUUACGCAUAUUUGAAUAAUAGAAUUUUAAUUAAGGAUUUAUUAAAUUAGUACUCAUUUAUUAUAAUAUAUUCAACGAUAUUGACCAAUAGUUGAGUUAUGUUAAAUCAGUUCAGAACGGAUAAGAAUACCGGCUCUUAGAGACACUUUUACAACGAUUACAUUUAAAUUUGGUAAAUUCCGAAUGCCUAACGUUAUUUUUACAUUCUGACCUUAACAAAUUAUAACUUUAAUGAUUAGUUUACUUAAAUAAAUCCGAUAAAUAGCUAAAUCAUACACAACAUUAUGUAACUUCACAGAAACUAAUUAAAAGUCCUGUUUCACAAAGCCUGGAUAAAGUUAUCUGUGGGAUGUGUGGAACUUUCAUCCAAACAUCGUGAAACAGGCUCUCUUUAGUGUGUAGGUAGUAAUUUAUAUUCAUGUCUAUUGAUAUUACUAGGAUAAGCACGUAUUUAUUACAAAAUUGUUGUAGGUAUUACUGAAAUAUACUACUGUUAUAAUAUAUGUUAGUUAUAUCCUAUUUAUUAGAGUUCAUUUUGAACUAAUAAAGCUAUUACUUUGUACCCUAGGCGCUCCUGUGUUAAGACCGCGAUUUUCGGAUUCAAAUUGUAAUUAAUUUUAUACUUAAUCAUUUUGUAAACGUUCUGACUUCGCAAUAGGGCCUCUGGAGCCGCGUUAUAACUCUCCUUGCCUGGUGGAAUGUCCCUCUCCUCAUUCCAUCUAAGACAAGAAUCGUUUGGCGAGCGCUCUCAGUGUGGUAUCCAUUGAUGACCAGUGCAAAUGUCAAUAAAAUCUAAUAAAAUCUAAGGUAUAAUAAAAUCUUGAAUAAAAUCUAAGGUAAGUAAAGUAGGUCAUACAUAAGUAAGUUGGUAAGUAAGUAAAAUAAGUUUUAACUAAUAUUUCACAGCUUGACAUUUGCACUUUUCAAUUUAGGAUCUGAGAUAAAAGAAUAGACUCUACUUUAGGUUUAUAAUAAAUAUGUGCCAAAUAUACAUUUAAAUAAGUAUAAUUUUUUAUAUUCGGCCUAAAAUAAUACAAUGCUUGACGAACAUCGAUGACUUUUUUGUCAUAAUUAAGUUGUUCUUUUGCCGCACAAAACAAAUUUUGCUACAACAUGCUACAACAUAUAGCCUAUAUAAUCCAUAUUUAGAAUUAAACCCUUUAAAAGGGAAAUUAUUGUUUACCUAUUAUGUACUUAGGUAUAAUAGUAAACUAUGAGUAUUUACAUAAUAUAUUCUAUAUACUUAGUCAAUUUAACAUGUAGUUUUCAGUAUUCUGAAACAAAAAAAAAGAAAAUACCUAUGUUUACUUAUUAUCUACUUGGGCUUAGGUAUAAGUACUUUAGUAAAAUAUAGGCAUUACGAUAAUGUAUACUGAAACGAAAAAAAAAUUUAAAAUGUUUACCUAUUAUCUACUUAGGCUUAGGUUUAGUAUAGUAAAAUAUAGGCAUCUCUCUCUCAGCACAAGCUUGCUUGUGUUGGGGUCCACCAACCCGCGCUAGGCGAGCGUGGUGGACUAGGCCUAAAACCUUCCUUCAUUGGCAGGAAACCGUCCCCAGCAGUGGGGACGUGAUGUGUUGUGAUGAUGUAGUCGACUUUCUAUGUAGCUUUCAGUUUUCUGAAACUGCCUAAAUUUUAGGUAGGUAUUUCUAUUUAUGUAUUUAUAUCUCGGACACAGGUUUAUAGAAUUGUUGAAUCUAUUUAUUGUAUGUUAUGGAAAAUUAAAUAAUAUUUCUCAAAAUUAUCUAUUAUUUUGAAUGAAUGAAUACUGUACUGAAAUAGUUAGAUACAAUGUUUAUAAAUGUCUAUUACAAUUGAAAACUUUAACUAGAUGAUUUUAAAUUAAUACACUUGAAAUUAAACCACAACCAUGUUGUUUUAUUUAAAAAUCCAAGUAAUGGUAGCCAUGGCAGAAAUUAUACAAUACAAUACAAUACAAUAAUCUUUAUUUGCACACCAUAAAAAAAACUUAAAUCUAACUUAAAUAACAGAGAUGCACAAAUGGCGGUCUUAUCGCUAAAAGCGAUCUCUUCCAGACAACCGUUGUAAGAAAAGAACUAAACAUAGAAAAGGGCAUUUACAAGGUGUAUUUACAAAUAAUAUUU